Messenger RNA from Eimeria mitis, 291 nucleotides. RefSeq lists its product as uncharacterized. Gene Ontology annotation, biological process: protein phosphorylation. The transcript has a single exon. NCBI's taxonomy places the organism in Eukaryota, Apicomplexa, Conoidasida, Eucoccidiorida, Eimeriidae. The record is from RefSeq and is a predicted model, not a curated record. Gene Ontology annotation, molecular function: ATP binding; protein kinase activity. The coding region runs from base 1 to 291 and encodes 96 amino acids.
AUGUGGAGUCUCGGGGUUCUUCUCUUCCAACUCUACACCGGAGAAGAUCAUCCCUACGGAAAAGUGGAGGGACCAGACUGGGCGGAACAAGCAGAAAGUUUAUCACAGCAGCUGUUGCGAGAUGGGACACGUUCUGACAUUCUGAUCCCGAAGCUGGAUGCCGCGGAAGUCCCGGAGAGGUGGGCAGAACUUAUUCUUCGUUUGCUGGAGCCCCAGAGGGCCCACAGGAUUGGUGCCUUCCAAGUCAUCAAGGAGUUUCCAGACCUCAUUAAGAAUACUGCGGCUGAAUAA